This is a messenger RNA of Durusdinium trenchii, 2778 nucleotides long. The record is from the annotation of a GenBank genome assembly. NCBI's taxonomy places the organism in Eukaryota, Dinophyceae, Suessiales, Symbiodiniaceae.
AUCCAGAGCUAGCCUUGUGAAAGUGCGUUAGCUGCUGAAGACCUGCUGCGAGCUCUGGCCUCGAUCUCGGCCCGCCACAUGAUUCGCCUGGCUUGGGCAUGGCCAGCACUGCCCAUUCUCUUGGCCGCAGAUGAAGAGCUUCCACAGCUGCCUUGGAGCCCGGAACCACCAAGGUACAGGGUUCCGGUGAAGAGCCUCCUGACCAAACAGACCUUGUCCCUUUACCCAUCGGACUCACCCGUUGAUGUGGAUGUAGGGGAUACCUUCCUUCAGAGACUCAAUGCCAAGGAGAAAGGGCGAUCCAAAUGGACCAUUUUGGAGAUCUACGACUACACCUGUCCACAUUGUUGGUAUGCGGUGCCUGUCUAUACCCAUGUGGCGGAAGCGUAUUCAGGGACGCCCGUGCAGUUUACUUCCAUCAACUGCCACAUGAGAUAUAGCAUGGAGAUUUGCUUUCUCCUCAACUCCAUCGCACACAUCAAGGAUUUCCCUUCCUUCGUAGCUUGCCCUCCUGGUGUAGAGGUGGAUGCCGGUGCAGAGCUCCAGCAAUUGACCCAGGCGGCUCAACGCUUGGCCAGCAGACUGCCAGCUCAGAAUCCGACCCGCAAGACCUUGUUGAAGCUAGCGCGUUGUCGGCACAAGUUCAUAGAGGAUUCGGUCGCUGGCAAGGAGGAUCCCUUUCUCUCAGCAAAACAGCUGGCCAAUUGGGUGAAGCGUGUCACUGGCCACGAGGCAACCAAUUGGAAAGAUGUGCGCAUUGGCGCAGACUUCCACAGGAAGCGGCCUGUGUCAGCUAUAGCACCCCCGGGGCAGCCAGGAUGGCUGAGAGACAACAAGGAUGGGCGACCCGGUGUGAGCCGCUACAUUCCAGGCGAGCGUUGGUAUGACGCACUCAUGGGCUUUGUUGCCCUUAUCUACCAAGGCUAUCAACCUUCAAAGCACCAAGCCACUGUGGAAGUGACGAGAUAUUUGUCAAUGGCCUUUCCAAUCAAGGGCAAGGCAAUUGCUGAACUGGCUGACCAACUGGAGCGACAUGGACGGCAAGUGCUGCCGGAUGGCGCUCAAAAGAUAAUCGCAUCCUGGUCAAUCGAUGUCGGCUUGGGAGACCCCGACGAUGAUGCUGGAGAUGAGUCCUAUGAGGAGCAUCAGCAUGGCUUGAUCCACCGUACAGUUGGAGAUCCAGAUGGAAAGACACUGCAAUCCCUGACCUGCCCAACCAGCAGUACCUGCAACUUGUGGAACCUCUUGCAUGUGACUCUGAGUGCCGUUGCUGCUCGGGGAUUCUCAAAGAGAUCUUUGAUGAGUGAUGGCAGUGUCCUCUCCAACGGAGUUCGGGGUGGAAUUGCCCUGCCCUUGCAAAGUCCCGAGAUCGGGAUCCGCGAGGCCCAAGCCUUUGUGCGGACCUUCGUUGACAAUUUCCUGACCUGCAAGGAGUGCCGACAGAGAUUUCUUUGGGACUAUGACCAGUGCAACUACGGUCGCUGCCGGUUCCAGGACUGGAGGGAUUUGCCACUCUGGUUGUGGCGUGUGCACAAUGCUGUCAACCUGCAUGUUGCAGGAAAGCAUGAGUCCUCACCAGAUAGACGAUGGCCAAUGUACCAGGAUUGCCCUAGCUGCUGGCGAGAAGACUUGGUCAUGGGCACCCCACGGGCCCUGUCCGUCUCUCCGGUGGAUGUUUACAAGGAGGAGCACCGUUCAGAAAGCCGAUGGUCAACUGAAGAAUUGGACAUGCCUUUCGACACCAAGGACCAAUAUGUGGGAAAAACGCCAAGCAUCAUGGUGGAGCUGGAGCACUGGUCGCAGGCAGUCUUUUGGCACUUGAUUAGCACCUUCUUGGGAGUGCGGCGGAUUGUCUUCGACGUCGCGGAUUUCUCUGGCGAAGAGAAGGAGGAGGUGAGACACAUGCUCCACCUACAGGGGAUCUCGCUGGAGCCCCGUGUGUCAGGGUCAAUCACUGGUGCACCGCAGGGUCCUCCAGAAGAACGACUGCAAACAUUGGAUGUAAGUGAGAGUGCCCACUCAGCGAGCCAAAUCUUCUUGGCCCUGCUGGCGAUGGCAACUGGAGUGGCCCUUGUGAUUUGCUACUUUGGGCAGGACUCGGAGGGUAACUUGGAGGAUGGCGAAAUGGAGAGGGACUUGGGGAGAGAAGCGCGCGCCCCGAUGUUCCGCCAGCGAUCUGGAGACAGAUCAGGGGGGGAGCACGAAAUGGAGGAGGCCAAGGAAAUAGCGAAGGAGCCCAGCCCAGUCCAAGAACCAGAAGCUGCAGAUGCAGCAGAAUAGUCCUGCAAUAGAUAAAAGAAGCUAAUAUAUUCAUACAUCAUCUUACGAUAUCAUACGUCAAUGUCAAGAGUAAUUAUAUAUAUAGUUUAUUUAGAGUUCUUUAUAUUUAUGUUUAUUAGUGAUAGGUUUAAAAGAACAUAUUAACUGAAGGUGUAACAUAUAUGUAUGAUUAUAGAUGUUUCCCUGCCAAAAACAAAAUGUUUCGAGCAUAGAUCCCAAAGAGGGAAAGACACCCCAAGAGAAAACCUGCCUUUUUUGGGGCACGUGUCGCAAAGGUGAUUCUAUCUAAAGGCUUUUGUGGCUGUUGUGCCGAACAAAUGCCACAAGAGACGUCUCAUCAUACCAACCUCAAAGGCAACGGACGGAACCUGGUAUGGACGAAUUUGUGGGUUUUCUUUUGUGUUCGGAAGGUCCUCGGAUGACUUCUUGGUCUUGCAGCGCAGUACUCCAUAUGAAAAUAUAUGCACCAUUUGUUUUGCAGGUUUUCUCCAAGGCUGA